Molecule: messenger RNA, 2807 nt
Organism: Oryza sativa Japonica Group (Japanese rice)
Lineage: Eukaryota; Viridiplantae; Streptophyta; Magnoliopsida; Poales; Poaceae
Molecular function (GO): chromatin binding
Source: RefSeq, a predicted model, not a curated record
AUGUAGACACAGUUGGCAACCAAACUAGGAGCCGGUACCGCACCGCAUCGCACCUAGAACGACUCAAGGGGUCGAAUACCUGUGGGCUACGAUUAUAAAUAGUCACUUCCUAUGGAAAGAACUCUUCACCCAAAAAAUUUCCCGUACAAUCGCUAUAGUUGAAGGCAAGAGACCCUUGUAAUUUCCAAAAAUAUUCUAGAUGGGAAACGAUGGAGAAAAGGCAUCAAAACUAUGCAAGGAGGCAGGAGGGCCUAGCCUAGAUUCAAAUCUUGCUCCAACCAUCGUGCUAGCGCUCACCACCGUCCCCAUGGGGUGGGAUAACCGUAGGAGGAAACAAGCGAGUACGAUAAUGAAUGCACGUGGCCGAGGGGCUAGGAAUGGAAACGGGCCCAACCGGGGGCGUGGGGGUGGAAGGGCUCAUUCAGAUGUGGUGGUUGGAGCAAACACCACCGUACUAGCAACAAGGAGGUGGGUUGGGUUGGAGAUAGAUUCCGUGCCAGGUAAUGAGGGGCAACGUGACAUUGUGAACUACUACCUCCGUUGCGCCACUGGCGUUGGUAAUGGGGAGAGGGAGCUGGCGGUGGUAGGAACACACCAUAGCAAUAGGAGGGUGACUUAUGUGGUGCAUGAGCCAUUCCUACAGUCCCUCAAGGAGCUGCAGGUGGCUGCGGUUGUUGGAGUUGAACGACUCAUGUGGAAGUCGAGGAAGGAUGUGGUGCACUGGCUCAACAUGCUCAUCUCAGAUGUUGCAUCUGAUGAAGUUGCAAUUUGUAACAAUGAUGGCAAAGAUGCUAAACUUGCUAAUAUCUCCACAACAAAGGGCUCUUCAUCAUCAACUGCUGGAAAUGAUUCAGGGGAUUUCAAAUGGUUAGGUCCUGAAUCGCAUUCUAAAAAAGGGAAGAGCUACAAAUCCUUCUGGCGAAGGGGAUUUACAUUCAUGGUUCACGAUUUUGUUUACAUCUUGGUCCAACAUGGCAACAAACUUGUUGCUUAUGUGGAAGAACUCUAUGAGGAUAACCAUGCAAACAAGAUGGUUCAGAUACGACGGUUCCGCACACUCAACUCCACCGGUAUUCAACUUUCUCCAGGUGUUAAUGAUAGAGAGAUCCUCCACUCCGACAAUUUGCAAGACAUCGGAGUUGAAUGCAUAGAUGGAUUGGCUUCAGUCCUGAACGAAGAACACUUUGAGAUGUUUCAGGCAAUUGCCAACAACACCAACAGGCAACCCUACCUAUGCAUCCGGCAUAUCGACAAUAACAGCAAUGUCAAGACCUUUGACAUUGCACAACUGCAAGGGUAUUCAGAACAGGAGAUAUUUAGAAUAGUCUCAGGCACACCUCCCGUGACCGUGCAUCCCGACGCAUCUGAAGGCAGCAAGAACACACCAAGAUCAUCAGCCAGAGGUCAUCAUCAUCAUCGGACCAUGGAGAACCCCACUGCUAGUGAUGAGACCAAUGUUCAGGCCACAACAAUCAAUGUCCUUGCACGCAAUGCUGCACCAACAGAGUCUGCUUCUGCUCUGAUAAACUCUGCCCUGGAGAAGUAUCUUGAGCAGUACUUCUCUCAUGGUUGCCUUGUGGAAUGCCUAAGCCAGGACAGUGGCAUUAGGGGCUGUUGGUUCAUCGGUUCAGUGAUUAGGAGGUGCGGAGAUCGCAUCAAGGUGAGGUACCAACACCUCCAAGAUCCCGAAACGCCAAGAGCAAACCUAGAGGAAUGGUUGCUUGUGACAAGAACCGCUAAUCCUGACACGCUACGCAUACGCCUCUCUGGAAGAACAAGAAUUCGUCCCCACAAUAUGUCGGAGAGGGAGAACCCCUCUACGAUCAGUGUUGGCACCGUCAUUGACGGAUGGUUGUAUGAUGGUUGGUGGGAGGGAAUUGUGCUGAAGGUGAACGAUGCAAGGAGGCUGCUAGCUUACUUACCAGGGGAGAAGAAGAUGGUGCUAUUCCGCAAGGAUCAACUGAGGCAUUCACUCGAGUGGAUUGAUAACGAGUGGAAGAAUUUUGCUCACCGGGAAGAUAUCGCACGUCGAAUCCCUAGUGCGGAAGAUCUUAGAAUAAGAGUCAUUACUGCACGAGAAGUUCUUACAAGAGAAGAAGUAAUGAAGCAAUUGGAAGGCCUGAAAACAAACAAAGGUGGUUCAAACUCUGCAAAACCAGCUGCAGAGAAGGGAAGUAGCAGCUCUGCUACUAAGAAAACCACACCUGAUCUCAUUAGGCAUGCAACAAAUGAUCUAGGAUCUUUAAACUUCAAGCAUGUCGGUGUUCCUGCCUCUGAAGAAAUUAGAACUGAUAACAAGGGAUCGCAAGUUAAUCUUGAAAAUGUCCUAAAGUCGGACAGUCUAAAAUGGACCGAGCGUAAGGCUAGAGGAUCUUUUGGUCCAAGAAUGUAGUCGGAUGGGAUCGUUGGUAGCAUCAGCCAUGGAUACAUCAAGGAACAGAGCCCCUGAGGAGAUCCUGGAGAAUUAAUUGCCUGAUGAUGAAGUAGUAUGCAAGAUCAAUGGAGAGCCAUUGCCGAGCUAGCUGUUCAUCAGAUGAAAGAACUUGCAGGAUAUGAAUUAUGAAGGAUGAUGCAUAUUCUCUUUUUCUUGAUGAACUAUCCACCUUCUAUUUUUCUUUAUGAAUUAUGUUCUUUGGUGUGACUUUGGUUCAUUUUCUAGGUUAUUAUGUCAACCACCUGAACUGAGUUUUGGACUUCUGAUGUCAAAGUCCUGUGUGUGACGCAAUCCAUUUGGUUAUAUUAGCUCCAUAAAAAACUUCAAAUAUCUUUUAUUAAUAUCAUGAGUGUAGUUUAGACCAUUUUUAUCA